CAGUAGUAGGAUCUAAUGAGCUGCUUGUGUCUUUCUGCUGUUGUUUCCCUCUGGCAGACAGAUGACGUGACGCAAUCAGAGGUCUCCCUACAGCUCCAGCUGCAGCUCUCGGACUCCUCGGAGAAGCAGCAGCCCAAGAGGUUACAUGUCUCCAACAUCCCCUUCCGCUUCCGCGACCCCGACCUGCGGCAAAUGUUUGGGCAAUUUGGAAAGAUUCUAGAUGUGGAGAUUAUCUUUAAUGAGCGAGGAUCCAAGGGCUUUGGGUUUGUAACUUUUGAAACGAGCACAGAUGCCGACCGUGCGCGGGAGAAACUAAACGGUACAAUCGUAGAGGGACGCAAAAUAGAGGUGAAUAAUGCAACAGCAAGAGUGAUGACAAACAAAAAAGUUGCCAACCCGUACACAAAUGGCUGGAAGCUGAACCCUGUGGUGGGUGCUGUCUAUGGUCCUGAACUGUAUGCUGUAACAGGUUUCCCUUACCCGGCCACAGGGGCUACGGUGGCCUAUAGGGGUGCCCACUUGCGAGGCCGGGGGCGGGCUGUGUACAACACCUUCCGCACAGCACCUCCACCACCACCUAUUCCAGCCUAUGGAGCAGUGGUGUACCAGGAUGGCUUCUACGGAGCAGAAAUCUAUGGGGGCUACGCUGCGUACAGAUACGCCCAGCCCACCACCGCUGCUGCCUACAGUGACAGCUAUGGCAGAGUCUAUGCAACAGCAGACCCCUACCACCACACAAUCGGCCCUGCCGCUACAUACAGUGUGGGAACCAUGGCUAGCCUAUACAGAGGAGGGUACAGUCGCUUCACUCCCUACUAACAGAAAGAAAAAGAGAGAAAGACAGAGACAUUACCCCCCAACAAACAAAAAUCAGACAAAUUAACAAACAAGCAAACACCUCAUCCUUCGUGGAGCGCUAAAUCAAACUAAAAGCUUCCAGGUCCCAAUGCUGACCCCUCCCCCUGACACCCGCCCUCCCGCUACAGACCAUUUCUACAACCUUGUUGAUGUCAUCAUUGGUCUGCUCCUAUGAUUUGUUUUGUAUUCAUUUUGUGCUUUGGAUUGAUUUCGGAGAAGUUAUGUUCUGCACAUGUGACUGCUGUAGAUGGGUGCUGUGUCACCAUAACCAAUGUGAGCCUACUGUAGCACGCAUGAUGCAUGAUCAGAGGGGUGUGUUUCUGCAGUGACCGUCAGAGGGAUGACAAUCUAGUGGGGCAUUAGAUACACUGUUAUUUAGCCUAUUCUUGAAUUGGAAUUCAAUGAAAUUCAAACAGGAAAUUAAAUAUUGUAUUCCAAUUAGCAUUAGAAAUACAUAAUUAUAAUAAUAACAAAGACGAUGCACAUGCCCUGCUAAUUCUUAUUUCACAAGACGUCACUGUCAACUGUAUGAUUGCUCUGUAAUGUUGGAGUGUCCUAAUGCACUUGAAUUGGAGUCCUAACAGUGAUGUGGUGUGACAGCAUGCAGAGUGAGGACCAUUGCACCACAGUGAGGGGUCAGAGUUCACCUGGGGUUAAGACUGGGCUAGCUCUCGAUAAUGUGAUGGCACUCUAGGCUAAAUGACUUAGGAUUGUGAAGGAUUCAAUGUCUUUGUUUAUUUCAGGCACAUUUUUUCCACACUGAUUUGUAUGUUCACGUAAUAUUAACUGAAGUGUACAAUGCAUUCAGAAAAUAUUCAGACCCCUUGACUUUUUCCACAUUUUGUUACGUUACAGCCUUAUUCUAAAAUUGAUUAAAUAGUUUCCCCCCCUCAUCAGUCAACACACAGUACCCCAUAAUGACAAAGCAAAAACAAUUAUUUAAAAAAAUUAUAAUAAUAAAUAAUAAAAAUCUAUAUAAAAUAUAACAGAAAUAUCACAUUUACAUAACUAUUCAGACCCUUUACAAAGUACUUUGUUGAAGCACCUUUGGUAGCAAAGCUUGGCACACGUGUAUUUGGGGAGUUUCUCCCAUUCCUCUCUGCAGAUCCUCUCAAGCUCUGUCAGGUUAGAUGUGGAGCGUUGCUGCACAGCUAUUUUCAGAUCUCUCCAGAGAUGUUCGAUCGGGUUCAAGCCCGGUCUCUGGCUGGGCCACUCAAGGAGAUUCAGAGAUUUGUCCCGAAGCCACUUCUGGGUUGUCUUGGCUGUGUGCUUAGGGUUGUUGUCCUGUUGGAAGGUGAACCUUCGCCCCAGUCUGAGGUCCUGAGCGCUCUGGAGCAGGUUUUCAUCAAGGAUCUCUCUGUACUUUGCUCCGUUCAUAUUUCCCUCGAUCCUGACUAGUCUCCCAGUCCCUGCCGCUGAAAAACAUCCCCACAGCAUGUUGCUGCCACCACCAUGCUUCACCGUAGGGAUGGUGCCAGGUUUCCUCCAGACGUGACGCUUGGCAUUCAGGCCAAAAAGUUCAAUCUUGGUUUCAUCAGACCAGAGAAUCUUGUUUCUCAUGGUCUGAGAGUCUUCAGGUGCCUUUUGGCAAACUCCAAGCGAGCUGUCAUGUGCCUUUUACUGAGGAGUGGCCUGGUCACUACCAUAAAGGCCUGGUCACUACCACAAAGGCCUGAUUGGUGGAGUGCUGCAGAGAUGGUUGUCGUUCUGGGAGGUUCUCCCAUCUCCACAGAGGAACUCUAGAGCUCUGUCAGAGUGACCAUCGGGUUCUUGGUCACCUCCCUAACCAAGGCCCUUCUCCCCCGAUUGCUCAUUUUGGUCGGGUGGCCAGCUCUAGGAAGAUUCUUGGUGGCUCCAAACUUCUUUCAUUUAAGAAUGGUGGAGGCCACUGUGUUCUUGGGGACCUUCAAUGCUGCAGAAAUGUUUUGGUACCCUUCCCCAGAUUUGUACCUCGACACAAUCCUGGCUCUACAGACAAUUCCUUCAAUCUCAUGGCUUGGUUUUUUCUAUGACAUGCUGUGGGAUCUUAUAUAGACAGAAUCAUGUCCAAUUAAUUGAAUUUACCACAGGUGGACUCCAAUCAAGUUGUAGAAACAUCUCGAGGAUGUUGUUCAAUGGAACAGAACGCACCUGAACUCAAUUUUGAGUCUCAUAGCAAAGGGUCCGAAUACUUGUAAAUAUGGUAUUUCUGUUUUUUAUUUUUAAUACAUUUGCAAACCUUUCUAAAAACCUCUUUUCGCUUUGUCAUUAUGAGGUGUUGUGUGUAGAUUGCUGAAUAAAAAAUUAUAUUUAAUCAUUUUUAGAAUAAAGCUGUAACAUGACAAAAUGUGGAAAAAGUCAAGUUGUCUGAAUACUUCCCGAAGGCACUAUAUGUGACGUUUAGAGGUGGGUAAUCAUUCUUUUUAGUAGGCUACGCUAUCGACUCAUCUAUGAAGUACUGUAGUGCAAUUCCUGAUAACUAUUCACUUUUCAUUAUUGCACAAAACAUUCUGUACCUCAGGAUAAACCACUACAAGUGAUUUGAUCUGACAACUAAUUGUAUCAGUAGAAUGCUUGUCUUGUUUAUUGAAGAUUUUCUUGACAUAAUCAGUGCUUGACUUGGGCAGGAGCUUACCAGAGCUGAGCACCGGCACCUCAGAUGUUCUACUGCUUGAGCUCCUGCACCUAAAUAUAAACUGUACCAGCACCCAAAAUGACUAGCAUAAGUCAAGCAUACCCACCAAACAUUACCAGUGGGUUCCCCCACUUUACAAUGACAGAGCAUUGUCUUAUUGGUUGAUUUUGCCUAAAUCUCUCUGGAAUAGCUGAUUUACUAGAGCAGGUACAGUGAGAGAUUAUAGACUUUCAAUUAUGAGGAGAGAAAUGGACUGUGAACAUGAUUGCUUCAUAUUCCACUUUCAGGAGAAAAUACCUUGUUCCAUACAGCUCUAGGAAGAGUCUUGGUGGUUCCAAACUUCUUCCUUUUAUGUAUUAUAACACCUGCGUGUUGUCAUACCAUAUUAAUGUACUCGAGUACACGUCUUCAACUCAGUAGUUACCCCAUAUGAACUCUUGAGAAAAUGGGAACAUUUCAAAUAAACUAUUUUGUAAGUAGAUCAACCUAAGAGACAUGAUAUAUAGAUCCGAAUACAACUAUGGAAAUCUAUAAUUACUCAACUAUUCGUAUAAUGAUAUAAUUUACGUAUGUAUCCUCUCAAGUGUUAUCUGUUUGUUAGACUUUAUUUGUGUAUUUCGAUCAUUUUGAAGAUGUGACAUGUUUAUAAAGACAUCAUGUACGAGCAGUUAUGUUUAGUCAACAUGUUGAACAUGACAUAGAUUAAUGUUGUAUACCAAAAUAACAUAUCAUCACUUGAUCAAAGAAAAGCAUAAAACAUUGUUCUUCCUUUAUAUACCAGUAUUUAGGGUUCUACCAUGGGGGCUUUUAUAUACCAGUAUUUAGGGCUCUACCAUGGGGGCUUUUAUAUACCAGUAUUUAGGGCUCUACCAUGGGGGCUUUUAUAUACCAGUAUUUAGGGUUCUACCAUGGGGGCUUUUAUAUGAUUCAAAAAAGCUUCAGACAUUGUUAUUAAUGUAUUUGUAGGUGUUUCUGAUUAAAUUGCUCUGUGUGUGUGUGUGUGUGUGUGUGUGUGUGUGUGUGUGUGUGUGUGUGUGUGUGUGUGUGUGUGUGUGUGUGUGUGUGUGUGUGUGUGUGUGUGUGUGUGUGUGUGUGUGUGUGUGUGUGUGUGUGUGUGUGUGUGUGAAUAGUAGGGUUGACACAACCCAUUUUAAAUGACUUUCCUCCCCAUCCACUUUCAUUGCGCCAUUAUAAAACUGAGUGCUGCUCUGAGCGCCAGUGGAACUAACACAGAGAAUCCCCCAAGAACAACGGCUCACUGAAGCCAAGUUCCACUGUUUCUUCAACUCAAUUAGUGUCUAUGUUUUAAGCUGAAUUUACAGCAGUGGAAGUCUGCUGUUUGAACACAUAGGCUUGAGACAGCUCCACACAAAAUAUAUAUAUUAUAAAAGAGACACAUACACUGAACGGCAAGUAAAAUACUCCCCUCUGCCUUGGUCAAAGAGAACCUCAUAGCUUUGAAUUCUCCCUCUCACUGCCUCCCAAUUCCUAAUGAUGCCCGUCAUUACAGCUGUUGUUUCAAAAUCCUGUUUUGCAGACGGCUUCUUCUACACUGAGCUUAAUGGAGAGAGAAACUUAGUAAUUACUAUAUAGUACCAGUUGAUCUGCUUGAAAGGAAAUAGACUAUUUGAAACCCCCUGUUCAGUUUGGGUGCAGAUAAGUCAUAAAUGAGUUGAGUAGGAAAGCCACAGUGUCAGAGACUGAGAGCAGACAUCUUAAUGAAUGUUGCUCUUCUGAAGCUAUCGUUUAGCAAAUACACUGGAGGCCAUAGUGUGACGAAUAGUAGUUCAUGUUUUUCACUGGCUGUGUGUUUUUGAGGUUUGCCAACUUCUUUCCUCUAGUCUCGACAUCCUGAAAUCUCUCUCCAUGACAACUCUUUGCCUCAAUAAAUCUCUUUAUAAGUCCUAACUCAUUGAUAACCUAACCUUGAUACAGUAAAACAGAAUCUUCCACUUUAAGCACCCACUCAUUUCCUGUCUGCACGUGAACCAGCCUGAUAAGAUGCUAGCUGCUAUGAGAGGAACAUCAAUGCCCAGGAGGGGUGUUAGCCGCCAUGCCUCACCACCACAAAUUAGAGCAGGCUAAUCAGCCACUAUCAAUCACUGUAUCGCUAGCUUCACUUACAGGCCAUUCCCACACUACAUCUUCACUAUAGCAAUGUGCAGAUCUCAGUCUACCAGCAGCUACAUUUCACAGUUAAAAAAGAAAGUCGGCCUAGAACACACCUUUUCAUUUACAUCCUCUACUUUCAGGGUUACUUGGGGUCAGUUUUAUUCUUACAUGAGGACAUUGCAGUGAUGUCAUGGGUUUGAGUGUUGUCAGUUAAAGUUGUAAUGUGUCCGUACAACUCUUCCUCCCUUUAUAAUCAAUGUAUUCAUUGUUACACUGUUAAAAUGUCAAAUUAUCAAGGCUUCAUAUAACAUGUAAAUAGCUCAUAUAUAUUGUGUCUUAUUAUAUUUUGCUAAAUAUUACAAAUGUGUAUCUAUAGUGUAGAGACUGAAAGGUUUUCCAGUUUUAUAAUAUCCUCUAUCCCAUAUACAUUUGUUUUUCAUAGCUAGCUACAUUAUUAAAAACACUCAAUGAAGGUGUUAAACCACAUGCCCAGUCCUAUACAGUUUGCUGACAUUUAAACAUGUUUAUUUGUGUAAAUUGAACACACAGUUAAUUCAUUAUGAUGUAUUUACUAUUAUAGUCAGUAAGCCUUGAUAAGCUGACCGUUUCAUUUCUUUCUCCGUCCAAAAGAUUUGUAUAAAAAAAGGGAAACAAGCUAAAACGUUUCACUUCCUGUAAAUAUAUACAUGUAUAUACACAUAUAUUACCAAUUCUCUGAUUAUCUGGUUUCUAUGUAUUCAUAUAUAUAGUGGUUUUAUCUGUGUAUUUUCAAUUCAGCUGAACUUGUUCUAUGAAUUGUACAAUAUGUCAUUUCUAAAAAAGUAUAUAUUGUCUGAAAGGUGUAAGUAAUUGGCUUUUGAUUUAUUGGUACAGUAUAUUACAUUUCCUUUGUCUUCUUUCAUCAAUGACUUAGUUGUUAGUAUAUGUGACAUAUCUAAGCAACCUCUGAUUGUUUUGAGUGUCAGAAUAAAGUGGUUCUGAGAGCA
This is a messenger RNA of Salvelinus fontinalis (brook trout), 6570 nucleotides long. Its product is annotated as RNA binding protein fox-1 homolog 3-like. Gene Ontology annotation, cellular component: nucleus; cytoplasm. Gene Ontology annotation, molecular function: mRNA binding. Bases 16 to 819 code for a protein of 267 amino acids. The transcript is spliced from 10 exons. NCBI's taxonomy places the organism in Eukaryota, Metazoa, Chordata, Actinopteri, Salmoniformes, Salmonidae. Gene Ontology annotation, biological process: nervous system development; regulation of alternative mRNA splicing, via spliceosome. The record is from RefSeq and is a predicted model, not a curated record.